Myotis lucifugus (little brown bat) is the source of this 993-nucleotide messenger RNA. RefSeq names its product neuralized E3 ubiquitin protein ligase 1B (gene NEURL1B). NCBI's taxonomy places the organism in Eukaryota, Metazoa, Chordata, Mammalia, Chiroptera, Vespertilionidae. Gene Ontology annotation, molecular function: ubiquitin protein ligase activity. The record is from RefSeq and is a predicted model, not a curated record. Gene Ontology annotation, cellular component: early endosome. Gene Ontology annotation, biological process: ubiquitin-dependent endocytosis.
GGCUCGCCCGUGCAGCCGCGAUGUCCGGCGGCCCGCCCUCCGCCCGGGUCCCCGGCCCACCGCGCAAUUAGCGUUCGUGCGCCCUGAGCGCGCCGCUGCCAACGCCGCGCCCCGAAGCAGCGAUGGGCAACACGGCGCACAGGACCCUGCCAGACUCCAGCCCUCCCGCCCGCCUCCUGUCCACCCGGCCGUGCUGUGGGCCUGGCCCCGAGCGGCGCCCGGUCCUGGGGGAAGCCCCGCGUUUCCACGCGCAGGCCAAGGGCAAGAACGUGCGGCUGGACGGCCACUCGCGCCGGGCCACGCGGCGCAACAGCUUCUGCAACGGGGUCACGUUCACGCAGCGGCCCAUCCGGCUGUACGAGCAGGUGAGGCUGCGCCUGGUGGCCGUGCGCCCGGGCUGGAGCGGCGCGCUGCGCUUUGGCUUCACGGUGCACGACCCGUCGCUCAUGAGCCCGCAGGACAUCCCCAAGUACGCCUGCCCGGACCUGGUCACGCGGCCCGGCUACUGGGCCAAGGCGCUGCCCGAGAACCUGGCGCUGCGCGACACGGUGCUGGCCUACUGGGUGGACCGCCACGGCCGCGUCUUCUACAGCGUCAACGACGGCGAGCCCGUGCUCUUCCACUGCGGCGUGGCCGUGGGCGGCCCGCUCUGGGCGCUCAUCGAUGUGUACGGCAUCACCGACGAGGUCCAGCUCCUCGAGUCAGUCUAUGCCAGAGAACUCAUUCAUUCAUUCAUCAUCCAAGGCGACGUGCACCUGGGCGUCAACGGGCGCCCGCGCGGCCGCCUGCUGUGCGUGGACACCACGCAGGCGCUUUGGACCUUCUUCGUCGUGCGGGGCGGCGCCGCCGGCCAGCUGCGCCUGCUCGGCACCCUGCAGUCCAGCCCUGUGAUCCCGUCUCCGUCGGGGUCCCUCAGCGGCUCCCAGGACGAUAGCGAUUCCGAUAUGGCCUUCAGUGUCAACCAGUCCUCCUCGGCAUCCGAGUCAUCCCUGG